This is a messenger RNA of Gamsiella multidivaricata, 1530 nucleotides long. RefSeq lists its product as uncharacterized. NCBI's taxonomy places the organism in Eukaryota, Fungi, Mortierellomycota, Mortierellomycetes, Mortierellales, Mortierellaceae. The coding region runs from base 1 to 1530 and encodes 509 amino acids. The transcript has a single exon. The record is from RefSeq and is a predicted model, not a curated record.
AUGGAAGUCGACAACUCUGCUCACAAUCCCACGAACGAUGCCAAGGGAGACCCUCCGAGUCCCAGUCCGCCUCCAAUCGACAAUACAGCCCGUGGUUCUCCUGUCACUAUCGCUCCCCCAGGAAAAGAGUUCGAUCGUUCACGUCAAUGGAUGACUCAUGUAGAGAUUCCGUCAAGACCACGCCCAACGGCUGCACUACCGAACAAGGCUCCGCCCCCAUCCCGAGCGGUCGAUACAUUCACGCCCGACAUCCAUCAACGCCCUUUGCUUCGCGCCAUCGAUCGAGAGAAGAAACUAUCGGAACAAGUAAAAUGGGCAGACGCAUUAAGAGCCGAAAAAGAGGCAAGAGAAAAAUCCGAAAAAGAGGCGAAACGACGAGCCAAGGAAAAACAGAAACAAAAACAGAAAGAGAUUCAGAGCAACAAGACCCCGGCCAAGAAGGUGCCAGAGAAGAAACGUACCACGACGACCACGACGAGGAUAAACAAGAAUGAUAAGGUUACGAGCCUGAGAAACCGUCUGAAGAAGGCCGUUACGGAGAGCAAGGAUGACGAUGAACAGCUGGCCAAGGUGGCGGAGAUGUUGCCUCGCGGGAGUAGACUCACGUGGAAGGAAAAGCCUUUCGAUAUUCUGCAGUUUGUUCGGGAUGUAGAAGUGACCAAAUUGAGUCUAGGACAACUUUUGGCUGUGUCCCCGGCUUUGCGACGCAUCCUCGGAGACUCAUUCAAGGUGUUGCCCUCUAAAGAGCAAAACGUCCUCCUGGCCAAGUAUCCAGGCUUUGGAAUCGAUAACCAUGACCCAGAAGUAUGCGCAUAUUUGGCUCGGACGGACCUCUCCAAGAACUCCACACACCAUUUCCUUGCGACCGUGAACGGGCAUCUCAUCAAACCACUGAUGGACGGAGGAGCCUGCGUGAAUGUUUGUAGCCCAGAAUUCCUCAAACGUGCGAAUAUCACCAAUGUAUCGAACCUCUCCAAGAUCUCCGUACGAUCCCUGGGUGGAUUGUUACCAGCUGUUGGUGAAGCCAGUCAGAUCCCGUUGAACAUAGCCGGGCAGACCGUGAUCAUCGGAUGCAUCAUCAUGAACAAUGUCCCAUUUGAGCUACUGCUCGGCCGAGGAUUCUUGGAGAUGACCAAGUGUGUCACACAUUGGGAUAGUAGCGUCUAUCAGAUUCAGGUUGGAGGCAAAACGAUCCAGAUUGACGGCGGGAACGGCUCUGCGCCUGUCGUGGUCAAGGACGAAGAGACGCAACUGCAGAUACAACCUCGCGUGAAGAAGGGAUACAGAGGAUUGUUGCAGAACGAGAACGGCACCGAUUCCGACGGAUAUGAGACCGAAAGUGAAUCCAGUGCCACCGAAACAUCUGCGUCCGAUACAUCCUCCGAGAGCGAAGUCGAUCCGGAAGCAGCUGAUUAUUCCGAUGUCUUCCUCGCUGCGAUAGCUGACCUGCAGACCGAAAACCCCUCAUACGCCACCGUCGAGGAACUCAUCGCUGAAAAAGAAGCUGGAUCAAUCCAGGACGUUCUGUGA